Plasmodium gaboni is the source of this 1149-nucleotide messenger RNA. The record is from the annotation of a RefSeq genome assembly. Lineage: Eukaryota; Apicomplexa; Aconoidasida; Haemosporida; Plasmodiidae.
AUGGUGAGUAUAAAACAAGCUGUGUUUUAUUUGAGCAACCAUUUGGAUAACAUAAAUAGUGCCAAAUUUUUUGAAGAAAAUUAUUUAAUAUCAUGUUGUGAUUGUGGAAUGGUUACUUUAUUGGAUGUGGAUAACAAGAAAUGUAUAAUGAAUUAUAGAGUAUCUAAUUACAGUUGUUUAUAUUGUGAUUUUUUAAAUAGGGAUAAUUUUUUCGUCAAAACAAAAGAAGGGUCAUUAAAAUUAUGGAAUAUAGAACAUGAUACAUGUAUUAUCAAAUGGAAUGUAAAUAAUUUUAUUUUUAUUAAACCGUAUCGAAUAAACAACAAUCAAAUAGUUACUCCUAUAAAUUAUGAUGGAGAUAUUGCUAUAUAUGAUCUAAAAAUUGAGCAAGAAAAUAAUUCACACAACUAUUUUUUUUUAAGCCAAAAAAAAACAAAUAGGUGUGAAGCGAUAUUGAAUUAUGAUGAUAGUAAAGGUUAUAAUACAAAUGACAAUCUUUGUUCAAUUAAUAAAAUGUUUACUACAUAUGAUGAAUAUAAUAAUAAAUGUGAACAUUUGGACGCAUCUUAUGAACAGAAUCAUUAUAAUAUGACAACAAGUUAUAAUAAAUUAAUUAUAUCUUUUAAGGAUAUAAAAAAAUUGAAAAUGUUGAAUCAAUAUAUAUUAACACAGAACAUAAUAAUAAUGAUGAUAAUUGUUAUGGAUAUAAUAAAAACAAAUUAUCAAAAACAAAUACACAGAUGUAAAGAAAUUAUCGAUAUAAAUCCUAUUCAUUAUUUAGGUGAAACAUAUAUUAUGGUUUGCUAUUACCCUUCCAGAUUUUGUUUGUAUAAUUAUAGGAUGACAACGAACUGUUUAAAAUCCUUCAUUUUAAAUAAUAUGAAUGAUACUGUUUUAAGUUAUCAUAUGAAUAAUAUUGUAAUAAGAAGUGAUGAUAAAAAUUUUCUAUCCAUAACAAACAGUUGUAAUAUAAAUAUAUGUGAUUUAAAUAAUAUAAAAAAAAUUGAUCAUAUAUCAUCUUAUAAAUUUAAUUAUCUUAAUUUUAUUGAUUUUCAUAAACUCUCUGGAUUUUUUGCAGUAGCAGAAAACAGUAAAUUUUCUGUAUGGGACAAGAACGCAUCAUAUUAUAAUAAAGACAUAAAAAUAUAA